This is a messenger RNA of Miscanthus lutarioriparius, 2496 nucleotides long. NCBI's taxonomy places the organism in Eukaryota, Viridiplantae, Streptophyta, Magnoliopsida, Poales, Poaceae. The record is from the annotation of a GenBank genome assembly.
AUGGCUGGAGCUAUACUCAUUGCCAUUGCGAAGAUUAAUUCCAUUAUAGGAGAUGAUGCCGCCAACGCAACAAUAAAUAAGCUGUCUGAAAAAGUUCAAGCUCUGAAGGAACUCCCAUGGAAAGUGGAUCGAAUAAGGAUGAAACUGACAAUCAUGGGCAAAAUUAUACAGCAGAUUGGCACAGUCUACCUUACAGAUGAGCUUGUCAAGAAGUUGGAUUGGGGAGUGGAGAUAGAAGGGCAGAUUCAGCAAGUUAUUCAGUUGAAGGAUCAGUGGUUGCAGCCAUCCCAGCUUGUCCCUCACCAUGACCAACUCGCUGAGAUCGAAAGACAGCGUUCCCAAGACAGCUUCCCAGAAUUUGUCAAAGAUGAAGAUCUAGUAGGAAUUGAAGAAAAUAGAAAACUGCUGACUGGAUGGAUUUACUCAGAAGAGCAGGCUAGCACAGUGAUAACAGUUUCUGGUAUGGGUGGACUGGGAAAAUCUACACUGGUUACAAAUAUUUAUGAACGUGAAAAGGUCAACUUCCCGGUACAUGCUUGGAUCGUUGUCACAGAUCUACACAGUCGAGUCUCUGCUGAGAAAGCUACUCUGGAAGAUUGGGCAUAUGGAACCACCAGUGCCAAGAGAUAUAUUGACAAAAUGGAUGUACAUGACUUGAAGGAAGAAAUAAAGAGAAAACUCCAAAAUAGAAAAUGCUUGAUUGUACUGGAUGAUGUUUGGGAGCAAGAAGUAUACUUCAAAAUACAUGAUGUUUUCCAGACGCUCCAAGAAAGCCACAUCAUCAUUACAACACGAAAGGACCAUGUUGGUGCUAUUGCUUCCUUUGGCCACCAUCUUGAGCUCCAACCGUUGUGUGGGCCUGAUGCAUUUGAACUUUUCUGUAGAAGGGCUUUCCACAGCAAGAAGGACCACAAAUGCCCCGAGGAGCUUCAGGAAAUUGCUGGUGAAAUAGUGAAAAGGUGUCAUGCAUGGCCUGCCGCUAGCAGUUGUUACAAUCGGCAGCUUGUUGUCAUCAAGACCACAAAUAAACAUUUGGAAUCAAACAUACAACCAGCUUCGGACUUGUUUCCUGAAGACUACCCCAUGUCACGCGAAACCCUUGUGCGGCUUUGGGUAGCAGAAGGUUUUGUUCUGUGCAAAGAAAAUUAUACACUAGAGGGGGUGGCUGAGGGAAAGCUCAUGGAACUGAUCAACCGUAAUAUGCUUGAAGUUGUGGACUAUGAUGAGCUCCGCAGGGUUAGCACUUGCAAGAUGCACCAUAUCAUGCGGGACCUGGCACUUUGUGUUGCCAAAGAAGAGAAGUUUGGUUCCGCAAACGAUUAUGGUGAACUGGUACAAGUGGACAAGAAUGUUCGUCGCUUGUCGUUAUGCGGGUGGAAUGUUAAUGUGGCACCUAAGGUUAAAUUUCCUUAUCUUCGAACCAUUGUGGCUCAGGGAAUAAUUUCAUCCUCCCCUGACAUGGUAUCCUCAAUUAUGUCUGAAUCAAACUAUUUGACUGUUCUUGAGCUGCGUGAUUCUGAGAUCACCGAGGUGCCAGCAUUUAUAGGAAACCUCUUUCACCUUCAGUAUAUUGGGGUAAGGCGCACCAAAGUCAAGUCAUUCCCAGAGUCCAUUGAGAAGCUCUUGAACCUCCACACUCUGGAUAUCAAGCAAACUCAAAUAGAGAAGCUACCACGAGGUAUUGUUAAGGUCAAGAAGCUAAGGCAACUUUUGGCUGACAGACUUGCAGAUGACGAGCAGUCAGAGUUCAGAUAUUUGGUUGGAGUGGAAGCACCUAAAGGACUGUUGAACCUGCAAGAACUACAGACUCUUGAGACAGUGCAAGCGAACAAAGACUUGGCUGAACAACUGAAGAAACUGAUGCAACUCAGAAGCAUAUGGAUCGACAAUGUAAGUGCUGCAGAUUGUGCUAAUCUUUUUGCCACCCUUUCAGCGAUGCCGUUUCUUUCCAGCGUCCUAAUCUGUGCAGGAGAUGUGAAUGAGACACUUUGCUUCCAAGCCCUUGUACUGAUUUUCCCCACGCUCCACAGACUAAUUGUAAGGGGGCGCUGGGCUAAUGAGACACUGGAGUAUCCAAUAUUUCGCAACCAUGGGAAACAUCUAAAAUAUUUAGCGCUUAGCUGGUGUCAGCUUGGUGAAGAUCCAUUAGGGUUCCUUGCUCCACACGUGCCAAACCUCACUUAUUUGAGCUUUAACAGGGUGAAGAGUGCAAGCACUUUGGUUCUUUCUGCAGGGUGCUUUCCUCAUCUGAAAACACUCGUCCUGAAGAAAAUGCCUGACGUUAAGCAGCUGGAGAUUGGACAUGGUGCUCUUCCAUGCAUCGAAGGUCUCUACAUCAUGUCACUAGGGCAGCUGGAUAAGGUCCCUCAAGGCAUCGAGUUGCUUCUCUCCCUCAAGAAGCUUUGGCUUCUAUACCUGCACAGAGAGUUUAGAACACAGUGGCUAACGAAUGAGAUGUACUGGAAGAUGCGGCAUGUUCCAGAGUUUCGCGUCUAG